GAAGGUGACAAUUCCUCUUUUCUUCUCCACCAAAACGAUUGCAGCAAAGCUAAAGAAAGAAGCAUUUCAAAGGUUUUUUUUCGCUCUGUCCUUCUCUUUCUUUUUCUUCUUGUUUUCUAAACGGCAACCCCAUUAAAAUUUUAAAUUCCCUUAGUUUUAGGGACCAAGAUUGCACAUAAAUACAGGCUUAAAUCCGACAAAGAAGAUAACAGAAUCAGCUGUCCGAUAUUGGGGGAGAGCGAUUUUCAUCCAAUCUCAGAAGCGUCGGUUUGGAUGCGGAUCGACAUGCUUGCUUGAUAGGGCAUUUUGGACUUUCAACCACAUAAGCAACGUGGCUUUUAGCUGAACAUCCAGCACUCUCUUUCUUCCUUUCAUGUCUUCCUCCCAAUUCCAUCAGCUGCUACGUUGAAGUUUCUAGAUCACCAUCUCUACUUAGCUUUCAAGGUUUGGUUUUAGUAUCUUCGAACUUAGGCAUUUGGAGCUGCAUUUGAUAGGAGUUGAUAUGCCUUGGAGUAAAGUUGUAUGAUACAAAUGGAAACUAGCAUCAGUGGGAGCUCUUCUCCAACCCAUCCUAAAUGGAGAAAAGUUGUCUAUGGUGGGAUGCAACCUGGCUUUGGUGACAAUCACACAGAUGAAACCUUCCUGGAGGAAAUGAUCAUGAAUGCUAAUGUUGUCAAAAGAGACUUAUUGAAGGUGGUCCUCGACGCAGUUUCUAUCUCACAAUAUCUUUGCAUUGUUGCCCUUGUGGUUUUGGUUUGGACCUACACCCUCACAAAUACCUUGACGGAAAAGUAUCUUUUGCUAUUGAAUGUUAGCCUACUUGGAUCGGGUUUCUUUAUUCUGCUCUUAACUGCGGACAUGAUACCCUUCCAUCUCCUCCUCAAUUACCUCCUAAAGAAUACCUUCUUCAUAACUGCCUUAUACAUGUUGUCUCCUAUCUACCACACACUUACUAGGUCCAUAAGCUCGAAUUCUAUAUGGGCACUAACAGCUUCCCUUCUCAUACUCCAUCUAUUCCUGCACAAUUACUCAGGGUCCACCGUAAAGGCUCCUGGAGCUUUAGAUAAUCCAACCCUGACAAGCAAUAUCUCUCUGAAUGCUUCGAUCGUGGCUUCACUUCUGAUUUCUUCUCGACUUCCAUCGAGGCUUCAUGUCUUUGCUAUCGUGCUUUUCUCCUUGCAAGUUUUCCUCUUCGCUCCUUUAGUCACAUAUUGUGUCAAGAAGCGUUCUUUUAAGUUGCAUAUUUGUUUUUCCCUCCAGUUACUGGUUCUGACACUAAUCUUCACUUACCAGUUGCAUAAGCUGCUUUUCAUUUUGCUUUUGGGCAUCUUUGUCUUUGUUAAUUUGGUUUGUCCUUACUGGCUGAUAAGGAUUCAAGAGUACAAGUUUGAGAUUAAUGGCCCCUGGGAUGAAGCCAAGCUAUGUUUUAACAUUACAGAAUGAGCAAGUUAUUUCUUAGGCAUCUCCUUUGUAUUUUAAUCAUAGAAGUUAUCAGUUAAUUAAGCCUUUUGUCUCUUUUAUAUUGUUGAUUUAACUAGUCAUGUAGGUAUGCUAAUUAUUUGUUCGAUAGAUUUGUGGAUGGAUGAAUGUGAUUCGUUGAAUCAAAUCUUUGAAUUACAAUCAAUUUU
Messenger RNA from Lycium ferocissimum, 1628 nucleotides. RefSeq names its product phosphatidylinositol N-acetylglucosaminyltransferase subunit C. The transcript is spliced from 4 exons. Gene Ontology annotation, cellular component: glycosylphosphatidylinositol-N-acetylglucosaminyltransferase (GPI-GnT) complex; membrane. NCBI's taxonomy places the organism in Eukaryota, Viridiplantae, Streptophyta, Magnoliopsida, Solanales, Solanaceae. Bases 523 to 1443 code for a protein of 306 amino acids. The record is from RefSeq and is a predicted model, not a curated record. Gene Ontology annotation, biological process: GPI anchor biosynthetic process.